GGUUUUGUGCAAUCCUCUUUCCAGGUGCUUUUCAUUGUGUAAUAACAGACAUCUAAGUGAUUUUACUCUCCUCGUGUUACCUUCUCGUAAUAAACCUUGUAUCAUCCUUAUACCUGGAGUCGGGCAGUUGUGCGCGAAAAUGAUUUCAACCAAAGGAAAAGAUCGCUAUCUCGCUGCACUUGAAUUAUCCUGGAAAACAUCUUCAUCGAGGGAAACCCUGGCAAAUUUUGCAGAAGAUGUUACAGCUCAUACAAUGAGUCACGUCUCAAGUCUUGCGUCUCCCGUUUUUCGUGUUCUUGGUGUUGGCAGUGGAAACGGGAAAACAGACUUGAGAAUUCUAAAUUCUAUAACAACAGCCAUGGUAUCGUCACAGAUGAAGAAACCAGUGAUUCACACCACCAUCACUGAACCCAGCGGUGACCUCAUACAGGAGUUCAAGUCAUCUGUGACACCAUUGCCGCAGCCAUUGGGUAGUCUGGCCGAUUUUUCCUUCGAAUGGCACCAGAAGACCUUUCAGCAAUUCAUCGAGUCGUUUCCACUCGAAGACUGCUUCGACAUGAUUCAUUUCGUAGCAGCCCUGUACUACAUGGAUGCCGAGAGCUCCUUAAAGAGCUGUCUUAAGCUGCUUGCCAACGGUGGAGCCAUGUUCUGCACAGUUGGACCAGAAAAAUCGUUUUUUCCGAAGCUGGCUAAAAUACUUCAC
Pocillopora damicornis (cauliflower coral) is the source of this 703-nucleotide messenger RNA. RefSeq names its product histamine N-methyltransferase A. The record is from RefSeq and is a predicted model, not a curated record. Lineage: Eukaryota; Metazoa; Cnidaria; Anthozoa; Scleractinia; Pocilloporidae.